GGCCUAUAUAUUUGAGUGCGCAGGUCAUCGUUUCUGCAAGAUCGCUCGUUGUCUUCCGGGGACUUCAACAGCCAACUCAUGAGAGUACUUAAUUUCUGAGAGUGAUGACCUGCGUACUCAAGAGUCAAGAUCGAUAGACUACAAACCGACAGUACUAAUUUCGGAGAAAAUCCCUCCAUCCCGUCCAGCGUCAUGGGUACGCGGGAGGAGAACAUGAAUCGGAAUGAAGAGUUAUUUGAGCGAUUGCACAAAGCCGUGCGAGACAAUAAGUUGAAUGAUAUUAAAGACAUUCGUAAGUCCCACCCCAAUGAUGAGCCAUGGAAUCAGAUAAUCACAGAUAAAGACGAAACGGUUCUUCACAUUGCUGUUGCAAAUGGACGUGAGCAUAUAGUGAAGGAGUUGGUGGGAUAUAUGUCGGCAAGGAGCUUGGAAAUGAAAGAUAGUGACGGUUACACAGCUCUAACCACGGCUGCGGUGCUUGGAAAUUGGCCAAUGGUGAAUUGCAUGCUUGAUAAAAACUCUGACUUAAUCAGCACUAGAGUUACCGAAGGGAAUAAUCUUCCUGUUGUUAUGGCUAUUGAUUUCGGGCAAAUAGAAAUGGCGCGGCGUUUGUAUUAUCAUUAUCGUAUUCCAGAUAAAGAAUGGAUUCCAGAAUAUGACGACCGCAAUGGUGCUACGCUUCUUACCUGUGCUAUCUACGCCGGAACUUUGGAUAUUGCUUUGGAUUUAAUCAAACGCAGCCCGCGUUUGGCACUGGCUAUUGACAACUAUGAAGAGUCUCCCAUCUUGGCAUUGGCCUCUAUGCGUCAGUUCUUCCCAAGUGGAAAUCAGCUCGGGUUUUGGAAACAACCCAUCUACUCCCGUUUAUCGGCUCCUCCGACCAGUGAUGAGGCUUGUUUGAAACGUGUUUCAAACGGAGAACAAUGCCAAAGCAAUCAAGAAUAUCAAAGUAACAUAUUAGGUUUAUCGGCACCUCCGACCAAUGAUGAGGCUCGUUUGAAUGUUUCAAACGGAGAACAAUGUCAAAGCAAUCAAGAAGAUCAAAGUAACAUAUCAGGUUUAUCGGCACCUCCGACCAAUGAUGAGGCUCGUUUGAACAUUUCAAACGUAGAACAAUGUCUAAGCAAUCAAGAAGAUCAAAGUAACAUAUCAGGUUUAUCGACACCUCCGACCAAUGAUGAGGCUCGUUUGAACGUUUCAAAUGGAGAACAAUGUCAAAGCAAUCAAGAAGAUCAAAGUAACAUAUUAGGUUUAUCGGCACCUCCGACCAAUGAUGAGGCUCAUUUGAACAUUUCAAAUGGAGAACAAUGCCUAAGCAAUCAAGAAGAGCAAAGUAACAUAUCAGGCUUAUCGGCACCUCCGACCAAUGAUGAGGCUCGUUUGAACAUUUCAAACGAAGAACAAUGCCAAAGCAAUCAAGAAGAUCAAAGUAACAUAUCAGGUUUAUCGGCACCUCCAACCAAUGAUGAGGCUCGUUUGAACGUUUCAAACGGAGAAAUAUGUCAAAGCAAUCAAGAAGAUCAAAAUAACAUAUCAGGUAUGGACAUUCCAUCGGCAACUCCGACCAGUGAUGAGGCUCUUUUUAACGUUUCAAACGGAAAACAAUGCCAAAGCAAUCAAGAAAAUCAAAAUAACAUAUCAGUACCGUCUGCGACGUGUUGCUAUCUAGGUUCAAGAGUCCUCGACUUCUUGGGAAUCACACAGUUGUACGGAACGAAGAAGAUCCAUGUCCAGUCCAAUGAACUUCUUUCUCAAAUGUGUCAUGUGAUAUCAGAAUCUAAUACGAAACAACUUGUGGAUGGCCUAGUUUGUACUGCCAUUUGCCGGGCUGCCGAGAACGGGAUUGUCGAGUUUGUUUAUGAGAUGCUUAACACGAAUCGAACAUUAAUUUUAUGGGCGCAAGAUGAAAAUGGAAGGAACAUAUUGAUGCUUGGUGUCUUGCAUCGUCAAGAAAAAAUCUUUAGCAUUUUAUACAGGCUAGAUGGAAAUAUGAGCCGCUACUUGACAUGUUUAGCAGACAAAUAUGGAAAUAACAUGUUACAUAUGGCAGGGAUGAUAGAAGAUUCCACUAGGAUUAAUCAAAUUCCAGGGGCAGCUUUACAGAUGCAAAGAGAGUUACAAUGGUUCAAGGAGGUAGAGAGAAUUGUCCGUCCCAAGGCUAAGGAAAAUAAAAAUAAGGAUGGUUUAACUCCCCAACAACUAUUUACGAAGAACCAUGCGGACAUGAAGGAAAAGGGAGAGAAAUGGAUGAAAAAUACAGCAACGUCAUGUACGUUGGUGGGUAUUCUUAUUGUUACUAUUAUGUUUCCAGCUGUCUUUUCAUUUCAAGGUGAUAACAACCAAAGCAUGGGCUUGCCAAAGUCCUUGAACAAUUUUUUGUUCAACGUCUUCAUAAUAUCCAAUGCAUUGUCCCUUUUUUCUUCCUCGACCUCGGUCUUGAUGUUUUUGGGAAUCCUCACAUCACGUUAUUCAGAAGAAGAUUUUCUUGAGUAUUUGCCGAGACAGAUGAUAAUAGGCCUUUUGACUCUCUUUUGCUCUAUUGCGACCAUGAUGAUAACAUUUUCAAGUGCUCUUUUAAUCAUCCUACAUGAGCGAUUACGGAUUGCAAUUCCUCUCAUUUGUUUGGCUAGUGUUCCGGUCUCGUUCUUUGUAUGGAUUCAAUUCCCAAUUCUUAAAGACAUGAUCAUUUCAACCUACGGACCAGGCAUCUUCAACAAGAAAAUGAAAAGUACUAAAUUAAUAUAAUUGAUCCACUGUGUAAUUAUGGUGCUUGCAUGCACAGUAGGAGAUAAUAAUUUGUAUUUGUUGCUUGAAUUAUUGGCAUAUAAGCCAAAACAGAAGAUUUGUUCCCUUUUGUUGGACCGAUUACUGAUGGAUUUUCAACAAGUUUAUCUUGCA
Messenger RNA from Carya illinoinensis, 2898 nucleotides. RefSeq lists its product as uncharacterized. Bases 193 to 2745 code for a protein of 850 amino acids. Lineage: Eukaryota; Viridiplantae; Streptophyta; Magnoliopsida; Fagales; Juglandaceae. Gene Ontology annotation, molecular function: protein binding. The transcript has 14 exons. The record is from RefSeq and is a predicted model, not a curated record.